GCCAUAGCUAAAAAGCUUUUCCCUUUCGUCAUAUCAGAAAAAGAACAAGAAACGGUUGAAAAUGAAAAUGGGGAAAGAGAAACAGUACUGGCUAUUGAAGACGGAGCCAGGAGAGUGGUCAUGGGACCACCAAGCCUCGAACGGUGGCCUGACCAAAUGGGACGGUGUCAAGAACAAGCAGGCCCAGAAGCACCUCAAGUCAAUGAAACUAGGCGACCUUUGCUUCUUCUACCACUCCGGAGCCAAGGCCCGCCGCGUCGUCGGCGUCGUCAAGGUCAGCCGUGAGUGGUACUCGGAGAAGGAAGAAGAAGACGACGUCGUUGUGGACGUGGAGGCGGUUGGGGAGAUGAGGAGGCUUGUGGACUUGGGUGAGAUGAAAAGAGAUCCUGGUCUUGCCGGCUUUACUCUGUUUAGACAGCCUAGAUUGUCAGUUGUACCGGUUUCCAUGGAUGUGUGGGAGAGGGUCUGUGAAUUGGGUGGUGGGUUUGAGGGAGAUGGUAAAGAUGUCGACAAUGGCGGUAGUGGUGAUGAUAACGGGGAAGUUAAUUUAGAGAAUUUGAAUGCAUAGAAGGUGUUUGUAGUUUUGUCUAGCUCAAGAAGAAAGUGUAAAAUUUUGGCUUGAUGUUAAUGCUUGGUUUAUUAUAAUUUACUAAUGUUUUUUCUUU
Messenger RNA from Humulus lupulus (European hop), 665 nucleotides. RefSeq lists its product as uncharacterized. Gene Ontology annotation, cellular component: nucleus. The transcript has a single exon. The record is from RefSeq and is a predicted model, not a curated record. Lineage: Eukaryota; Viridiplantae; Streptophyta; Magnoliopsida; Rosales; Cannabaceae. The coding region runs from base 62 to 568 and encodes 168 amino acids.